Messenger RNA from Triticum dicoccoides, 600 nucleotides. RefSeq lists its product as uncharacterized. The transcript has a single exon. Bases 1 to 600 code for a protein of 199 amino acids. Lineage: Eukaryota; Viridiplantae; Streptophyta; Magnoliopsida; Poales; Poaceae. The record is from RefSeq and is a predicted model, not a curated record.
AUGCAGUUCUGGUCGCUGCCGGGUGCGGAUGAGGCCUUCGGCGACAUCGGCCGUGUCGACAGGCUCGAUUCGCGCACCCUGGAGAGGGGGCACACCAGGACCUUCGCGUUCUGGCUCUGGGUUUGGGACGUUGCCCACAUCCCCACCAAGCGCGCGCUCUGGGUGCUCAAGCGGGGUGCGGGCCGGGUGGAUGAGAUCAUCGGCCUCGCCCCCGCGGAUCGCCGCAUCCCCCCGCCUCCCGGCGUCCGGCGCUACGACCUGCUGCUACAUGUAGACCUACUGGAGGAUUGGUCACCGCUCUCGCCGCGCUUGUCUCACUCCGGCCAGAGCGGGCUGCCCUCCUCGGAUGAAGAUGACGACCGCCCUUUCCCGCGCAUCGAGCCCGGCACUUGGGUGGCCCAUGUUGAAGACGGGCAGGGCAGGGCCUGCAACAGGGGUGCCCGCGACCACGAGGAGGACGGCGGUGGAGGCAGUUCUGGUGCUAGCCGUUCCUGGAAGGAUCGCCUGCUGGGUCGCGACUGCCACGCCAGGGGUUGCGGCGGGGACGUGAUCUCGGACGCGCACCGUCGCCGUAGCAGAUUGCCUGCCGGUCUCCGCUAG